AUGGGGUUGGAUAGCUCUCUCAUCUUCGCAUGUGUCCUGCUAGGCAGUGUCCUGGUAUGGACUGUACGGAAAUUCUCCACAGCUUCGCCCUUCCGAAACCUGCCAGGCCCACCUUCGCCUUCGUUCCUCAAAGGAAAUAUACAACAGCUCUCGGGCAGGCACAGCAAUGAGUGGGUCGCCCACCUUGCCGAGACGUAUGGUCCACUAUCCAAGAUAACUGGACCCUUUGGCCGGCCUUGGUUGCAUGUUUACGACCCGAAGGCUCUAUACAGCAUCACCAUCAAAGAUCAGGACAUUUGGCUGAAGAAUAACACUGUCGCGAAUCUCUCGUUGCUCGGACCAGGGCUACUAGUAACAGCAGGGGCUCAGCACAGGAAGCAGCGCAAGAUGCUCACGCCGGUAUUCUCGAUCGCCUAUCUUCGUAGCAUCACAUCUGUCUUUUAUGAAACCACUUUCAAGCUCCGAGAUGGUCUCAUCGCUGAUAUCCAGGAUGAUCCGAAGGAGAUCGAUAUCUUAGGGUGGAUGGGUCGGGCUGCGCUCGAACUCGUCGGCCAGGGCGCGUUGGGCUACUCCUUCGAUCCGCUGGUAGAAGAUGUCCACAACGACUUCGCAGAGGCCGUGAAGUCGUUCUUUGCGGUAGCCCUUUGGAGAUCGAUCGCUUUUCCAGUGCUGGUCUUGGGUAGCAAGCUGUUGCCGCCCCAGUGGGCUGACUGGAUCGCGGACGUACUUCCGAGCAAGCGCGUGCAACGUAUGAGAUACAUCACUCGCACGAUGAGGAAGCGUUCCGAGGAGAUCAUCGCCGAGAAACGGGCUGCUCUACAGGAGGGUGAUCGGUCCACGUUGCAACAGGUCGCGCAAGGCAAAGAUAUCAUGAGUAUUUUGUGCAACGAAUCAGUGAAGGCGAAUAUGGCGGCGUCCCAGAAGGAGCAGCUGUCGAAUGAGGAGUUGACCGCGCAGAUCUCAACGUUCAUUCUUGCCGGGAUGGAUACCACUUCGAACGCGACUGCACGGCUGCUCUAUCUCUUGGCAGAAAAUCCAUCAGUGCAGAAGAGACUUCGCGAGGAAAUCCUCGAAGCGCAGGCCGGUGAGGAGAUCAGCUAUGACCAGCUCAACGAGCUGCCGUUCUUGGAUUCCGUCUGUCGCGAGACUCUUCGACUGUACGUCUCCGUUCCCCGGCGUAUUCUCAACAUCAUUUGCAGGCCGACCGUGGACACGGUUUUACCACUACACGAGCCCAUCCGAGGAGAGGAUGGGUCCCUCAUUACGGAGGUCGCCGUUCCGAAAGGUACAGUCGCAGUUCUAAACCUCUGGGCAUGCAAUACGAACAAGAGUAUCUGGGGCGAGGAUGCGUACGAGUGGAAGCCGGACCGUUUCCUCUCGCCCCUUCCCCGGACUGUCGAAGAGGCUCGCAUUCCCGGGGUGUACUCGAACCUCAUGUCGUUCCAUGGCGGUUUUCGCUCCUGCAUCGGCUUCAAAUACGCCCAGCUUGAGCUCAAGGUCGUACUUUCGGUGCUCGUUGCGAACUUCAAGUUCGAGCUAAGCGACAAGGAAAUCGUAUGGAACAACGCAGGGGUUGCUUAUCCCACCGUUGGAAAGGAGAGCAGCAAGCCAGAGAUGCCGCUCAAGGUCUCGGUAAUCCGGUCUUGA
Molecule: messenger RNA, 1647 nt
Organism: Dichomitus squalens LYAD-421 SS1
Lineage: Eukaryota; Fungi; Basidiomycota; Agaricomycetes; Polyporales; Polyporaceae
Product: cytochrome P450
Exons: 12
Coding region: 1-1647 (548 amino acids)
Molecular function (GO): heme binding; iron ion binding; oxidoreductase activity, acting on paired donors, with incorporation or reduction of molecular oxygen
Source: RefSeq, a predicted model, not a curated record